Molecule: messenger RNA, 1366 nt
Organism: Leucoraja erinaceus (little skate)
Lineage: Eukaryota; Metazoa; Chordata; Chondrichthyes; Rajiformes; Rajidae
Gene: zfand2a
Product: zinc finger, AN1-type domain 2A
Exons: 10
Coding region: 228-1028 (266 amino acids)
Biological process (GO): proteasome-mediated ubiquitin-dependent protein catabolic process; protein targeting to ER
Cellular component (GO): endoplasmic reticulum; cytoplasm
Molecular function (GO): zinc ion binding
Source: RefSeq, a predicted model, not a curated record
CUAUAGCAAGCCAGGCCCGCGGCCGGAGGCGGACACCCCACACCCCACACCCCCACCGAGGCGGAGGCGGAGGCUGCCAUCAACAGCCAGGCCGGGCCCUCGGCGUCUAUCGUCAUUACAGCGCGUCCGGGUGUGGGUGGAGGAGUGUUCGAGGCGACGGCGGUGCAGGUAACACUUUUGGAGGCACCAGUACAGAGGAAUUAUACCGAACGCGUACAUGUCUGAAAAUGGAAUUUCCUGACCUGGGAGAACACUGUUCUGAAAGUUCCUGCAAACGGCUGGAUUUCCUUCCUAUGAAGUGUGAUGCCUGUGCACAGAUCUUCUGCAAAGACCACAUCAGCUAUGUGCAUCAUCAGUGCACCUCCUCUUAUAAGAAGGAUGUACAGGUACCCAUGUGCCCUCUGUGUAGCAUGCCUGUUCCUGUCAAAAGGGGAGAAAUGCCAGACAUUCGUGUUAGCGAGCACAUCGACAGGGAAUGUAAAUCCGAUCCUGCCCAGAAAAAGCGUAAGAUCUUUACGAACAAGUGCUCGAGUCCUGGGUGCAAACAGAAAGAGAUGAUCAAAGUGACAUGUGACCAAUGUCACUUAAAUUUCUGCUUAAAGCACAGGCACCCCUUGGAUCAUGUGUGUGCAGCUGAUGGAAAGCCUCUCUCCAAACCAGGUAAUGCCGCUGUUAUAAGGGCUCGGGGAAAUCCAAAACCCAGCGCAACGCCAUCUACAAGCAAAGAUACAUCGAGCAGUCGACCAAAUAGACUGAAUACAUCAGCAGCCCCACUCUAUAAAAGUGACCUGCCAAGAAGCAUCCCUACGUCUGCAUCUCUGCAAGCAGGAUUGACUGAAGAGCAAGCGCUGCAGAGUGCUUUGGAGAGAUCACUGGCCGAAUCUUCCAGAAAUACAGCUCCCAGCCGCCAAGAGCAAGAAGAUUUGGCUUUGGCUCAGGCUAUUGCUGCAAGUGAAGAAGAAUUUCGUCGACAACAGCAGCAGACGCAGCAUCGAAGCUCCAGGUCCUUGCCCUGUAAACUUUCCUGACCUUUAAGUUCCAACUCUGCAGCAUUACCUUACCGUUGAUACUUUUAAUCGGUGUCAAUGGAGCCCGGGGCUCACAAACAAAAAUAGGGCUUUUUGGUUUAGAAAAAUAAAUGGCCUCUGCUAAGUGAAUUGCCCUAUAACUAUGAUUGUUUGAUUCUAUUGAUAAAUCUAUUUCCUAAGAGUUUUUGCAUUGAAUUCCUAUAUAAAUUUAUAUAUUAUUGAAUAAUUAAAAAAAAUAUGUAUAGCAACAGAGUGCACAAGCUACAGUUAUAAUAUUUAAUCGUAUAUGUAUUGUAUUGAUUUCUAAAGAAUAAAGUGUUUUAAAAUUGGUGCAUUAA